Molecule: messenger RNA, 696 nt
Organism: Colletotrichum karsti
Lineage: Eukaryota; Fungi; Ascomycota; Sordariomycetes; Glomerellales; Glomerellaceae
Product: ribonuclease P protein subunit p29
Exons: 1
Coding region: 1-696 (231 amino acids)
Biological process (GO): tRNA 5'-leader removal; rRNA processing
Cellular component (GO): ribonuclease P complex; ribonuclease MRP complex
Molecular function (GO): ribonuclease P RNA binding
Source: RefSeq, a predicted model, not a curated record
AUGGCGCCCGCAAAUCAACCAGUCACGCAAGCCCUGCUCUCAAGAGCGCACUCCCCCGACGGCGUCAACCGCAUCUUCACAGACAAGAUCCAAUACCGACCCCUCUACCUGCGACCGAACUCACCACCGCCGCCCUCCAACGCGCGCGCCAACCGCCGCAAGGCCCGCGACGACUUCGCCAAGAAACAAAAACUCAAGCCGAAACCCCUCUCCGCCCGCGAACGACGCAGGCGCGGCCUGUACGAGGUGCCCCGCGAGGGCCAGAAAUACGCCGUCUUCGAGCCCCUCCACCGCCUCUGGCUGGGCUACGUCGAGGAGGUCCUGGGCUCGGAACUCUACGGCGGGGGCCAGGGCGCGGCGGCGAAGCUGAGCGCGGCCGAGUUCCACGGCGCCGAGGUCGAGGUCUCGCGGAGCUCGUGCCCGAGCCGCGUCGGCAUCAAGGGCAUCGUCGUCAAGGAUUCCAAGUUCGCGUUCGAGAUCAUCACGCGCAAGAAUGAGAUGAAGAUCGUGCCGAAGGAGGGGACGUGGUUCAGGGUCGAGAUACCCGUCAAGGAGCCCGAAGAAGGGUCGGAUAAGGCCAAAGAGGGUGGUGACUCGCGGCGGUUCGUGUGCGAGGUGCUCGGCAACCAGUUCCUUAUGCGCGGCGCGGAUCGGGCCAACAAGAAGUUCAAGCCCCAUUAUCUGAAGAACAUCUGA